UUCGAUGGAGUGAAAAACAAUUGGUAAUAUUGAUUGUUAUUGAAUAGCGUAUAGAUUUUAAGAUAUUUUAUCCACUAAUUGUUGGGAAGAUGAAGGUGAUGAUGAAGAUGGUCAACCAAAAGGACCAUAAAGAGAUUAACUGGAAGUCUGUUUGGAAAACCACAAGGAUUGGUUGAUUGUUGAGCGAUUUAAGCCAAGGAUUACCAAAGAAGCGUAUAAAUAUGCCUUCUCAUGGAACCAGUCCAGUCAAUAGUGCUGGUAAUUCAUCUAAUGCUGGUGAUAGAAUUUUAAGAGAAUUAGAGCUUGGAAGAAGUCGAUUUAUGGAAGAUUUUCAGCCUGAGAACAGUCGUCGUGAAAGACGAAAACGUCGAUUAGAAGGAACAACAUCAACAUUCAAUCCUGUCCAUUCAUCUAAAGCUGUUUACGAUGAGAAAGGUGUUCACAUUGAGUCAGGACGUGAUCUAUGUGAUUGUCUCUCUGUUGUUUGUCCUGGUUGUCAUUUCAAUUGUCCCAAGUGUAAAUCACCAAAAUGUGGAGGAGGAUGUCGAGCAGGUCGCACUUGGUGUUAUGUUCAAGCAGCAACCGAAUCAAUUGAUUCUACCGAAUACUCAAGUAUCAAAAAGAAUGUUUUAAAUAAGGAUUGAGUCCAAAAAUCAAAGAAAAAAGAAUAUUUAAGAAAGAGUUAAACCCAAAAAGAAAAAGAGAAAAAUGGAAAAAGGAAACACUAACCAAAAAAAUGUUCUAAAAACCAAAUAAAUUGGAAAAAUUGAAAUUCCAAAAGAAAAUUUUUCUUUUAUUUGAAUAAACCGGUUUCUAGUUGUUCUUGAGAACUAGAGACAUCUAUUGAUCUAA
Panonychus citri (citrus red mite) is the source of this 852-nucleotide messenger RNA. Its product is annotated as ARL14 effector protein-like. The transcript is spliced from 2 exons. Bases 222 to 644 code for a protein of 140 amino acids. Gene Ontology annotation, cellular component: intracellular membrane-bounded organelle. Lineage: Eukaryota; Metazoa; Arthropoda; Arachnida; Trombidiformes; Tetranychidae. The record is from RefSeq and is a predicted model, not a curated record.